This is a messenger RNA of Suillus subalutaceus, 402 nucleotides long. RefSeq lists its product as uncharacterized. Lineage: Eukaryota; Fungi; Basidiomycota; Agaricomycetes; Boletales; Suillaceae. The record is from RefSeq and is a predicted model, not a curated record. Bases 1 to 402 code for a protein of 133 amino acids. The transcript has 3 exons.
AUGUACCGCGCAUUUUGUUAUCAUCUCAGCUGGACUGCGUUACUGCAGCAAUGCCAACCGCGCUUGGGAGAAGGCCGCACUGCAAAGACUACAUUGACAGAUAUGAAGGUGGAGCUGGAGGUUCUUCUGGGCACCACAGGUUUCAUUUUGGGCAUGGUUCUGGAGCAUUCGGCCAGACCUUGGGUUGGCAGGGAGUGGUUGGUGAUUGCUCGGGUUAGAGUUGAUGAUAGAAUGCGGGUGCCUAGACCUGCCUUUCCCAUGCUGGCAUUUUUUGCGCAUGCAGCAGCAGAUCGUGUCAGCAGCCCUAGAUCAAGCCACCAUGACCAGCAGCCAUUCAUCUCCGUUGCUCCAUUGCCAGCCACCCAGAAAGAAAAAAAAUACACCAAACCCAAUUGUAUAUAG